Molecule: messenger RNA, 2617 nt
Organism: Papaver somniferum (opium poppy)
Lineage: Eukaryota; Viridiplantae; Streptophyta; Magnoliopsida; Ranunculales; Papaveraceae
Product: potassium transporter 5-like
Exons: 9
Coding region: 15-2342 (775 amino acids)
Biological process (GO): potassium ion transmembrane transport
Cellular component (GO): membrane
Molecular function (GO): potassium ion transmembrane transporter activity
Source: RefSeq, a predicted model, not a curated record
UCAAACCUGUGAAAAUGGAAGACUCUGUCGAGAAUACUGAUGAGAAUGGAGAUGAAACAACAGCGACAGAACAAGUCGAAAGGUGUCUGAAAGACCGAAAGGUCUCAUGGACAAAGCUUCGCCAUGUAGACUCACUGAACAUGGAAGCUGGAAAAGUUUCUAACGGGCAAGGUCAUGGAUCUAAGUUGGACUGGAAAACAACACUGAGUUUGGCGUUCCAGAGUGUUGGUGUGAUUUAUGGAGACAUAGGAACAUCUCCGCUUUACGUUUACUCCAGCACCUUCACGAAUGGGAUCAAGAACAAAGACGACUUACUGGGUGUUUUGUCUCUCAUCAUUUAUACAAUAAUAAUUGUACCGAUGGUCAAAUAUGUCUUUAUUGUUUUGUGGGCUAACGAUCAUGGCAAUGGAGGAACUUUUGCACUUUAUUCCUUGAUAUGCCGCUACGCAAAGGUAGGGUUGAUACCUAACCAGGAGCCCGAGGACAUGGAGCUAUCCCAGUAUAAACUGGACACACCAUCAAGCCAGCUGAGGAGAGCUCAAAAGAUAAAAGACACGCUUGAGAACAGUAAAGUAUUUCCAAUUAUUCUCUUCAGUGUCACAAUCUUAGGGGUUUCCAUGGUUAUUGGAGACGGAAUUCUGACUCCAUCCAUCUCAGUGCUAUCUGCUGUUGGUGGCAUUACCCAGUUGGCGCCAUCUCUUAAUCAAGAUGCCGUCGUCGGAAUUUCCGUAGUAAUCUUGAUCCUUCUCUUCUCCGCUCAACGGUUCGGCACAGACAAAGUUGGCAGCACAUUUGCUCCGAUCAUCCUUAUAUGGUUUAUUUUCAUUGGUGGCAUUGGUCUCUGCAACUUAUUUAAACAUGAUGUGACCGUUUUACGUGCUUUUAACCCAAUGUACAUAAUUCAUUACUUCCAACGAAAUGGCAAGACAGCAUGGGUAUCUCUUGGCGGGGUUGUGCUGUGCAUUACAGGGACUGAAGCUAUGUUUGCUGAUCUCAGUCAUUUCUCCGUGCGAGCUAUUCAAAUUAGUUUCUCCAGCGUUGUUUUUCCUGCACUACUAUGCUGUUACACUGGACAAACUGCUUACCUCUCCAAAUUCCCGGGUGAUGUUUCUGAUACUUUUUACAAGUCAAUUCCAAAACCAAUAUAUUGGCCAACCUUCGUCAUUGCUGUUGCUGCUGCAAUUAUUGCCAGCCAAGCUAUGGUAUCGGCAGCAUUUGCAAUCAUAACACAAGCUCUAAGUCUAGGGGCCUUUCCGAGGGUUCAAGUGGUUCACACUUCUGCAAAGUAUGAAGGACAGGUUUACAUUCCUGAGCUCAACUACAUGAUUAUGAUUGCCACUGUUUUAGUCACACUGGUAUUCCGGACUACCGAACAGAUUGGUAAUGCAUAUGGAAUUGCGGUGGUCUCGGUGAUGGUACUCACAACUCAUUUGGUUACGCUCAUAAUGUUAUUGAUUUGGAAAACAAGCAUCUGGUUGGUAGCAUUAUUCUACAUAGUGUUAGCUACCACUGAAAUCACAUAUUUAUCAUCAGUCCUCUAUAAAUUCACGCAAGGAGGUUACCUUCCAGUGGCAUUUUCGCUACUACUGAUGGCAAUGAUGGGUAUAUGGCACUAUGUUCACACGAAAAGAUAUAUGUUUGAGCUUAAAAACAAAGUUUCCGGCGAUUUUGUUAGAGAUAUCGUCAAGAACCCACAUGUAAACAGGAUUCCUGGGAUAGGUUUUCUGUACUCUGAGCUCGUACAAGGCAUUCCACCGAUAUUCCCGCACUUUGUUGCCAAUAUACCAUCUAUACAUUCUGUCUUGGUGUUCGUUUCGAUAAAGCGGAUGCCAGUCAGUAAAGUGGCAGCCGAGGAACGGUUUCUCUUCAGACAGGUUGAACAAAAAGAAUACUGUAUGUUCCGUUGUGUGGCACGUUACGGAUAUAAUGAUGUUGUUGGCAAAUCACAAGAUUUUGAGCAAGAUUUGGUCCAAAAUUUGAAAGAGUUCAUCCGGUAUGAGUCUUACGUUGUAGAAUCCGGCUCUACUGAUGAAACAAACACUAACCAGCAGGUAGCUAGAGAAGUAGCUAGCACAAAUGCAGUUUCUGGAACUCGGUCAUCAACUUCAUCCAGUGUAGAAACUGAGAAGGAGAUAGAGUUUGUCCAGAAAGCAAUGGAGAAGGGUGUGGUGUACCUACUGGGAGAAACGGAAGUGGUGGCACAGGAGAAUUCCUCUAUACUUAAGCAGGCAGUAGUUAACUAUCUCUACAAUUUCAUAAGAAAGAAUGUAAGGGAAAAUGACAAGAUAUUGUCUAUUCCACACGGCAAGCUUCUUCGGGUUGGUAUGACAUAUGAGAUAUAACUAGUUUAUGAAUCAAAAUUGUCUCGUAGCAUAGGGUCAUCUAAAACAACUACGGCUCAAGGAUGGUUGUAUGUGUUCUUCAUGUGUGUAAGUUACACCAUGGGUGCAGUUGUGGUUCAAAGAUUGAGAGAUUUCUUCCGAAGUUGUAAAAUUUGUUAACUAAUAUUUAAAAAACACGGAAAUUGUAAAUCCAGCAACAUCAGUAGUAGGUCUUGUUCUCUGUUAACAUCUAAAACAAUACCCACAUGAUAAACUACACGGGUGCUAAUCAAAAU